CAGUCCAUUCAGCUGCCCUGAGGGAGAGGGUUCAGACCCAAUGGAGUCCACGCAGCUUCCAGCUGCAUGGUCACUCCGCAGUGAAGGACCAGAGGAGGGAGGAGGUGUGGCUAUUUACAGCCCACCACCAGGCUCACCUGGUGGAGGGGGCGUGGCAGAGGAGUUGGGAGGCGGUCCUCUAAUCACCAUUGUCAAAAAGGAAAAGGAUGACUUGUGGUCAUGUGACAGUUCUGCCUCCUCCGACAGCGAGGAUGAGGAGGACCGUAAAGGCAGGAAGAAGAAAAAGAAGAAGAAGAAGAAGCUGAAAAAGAAGAAGAGCAAGAGGUCCCGGUCAUCUUCGUCUUCCAGUAGCUCCUCAGACAGUGACUGGAGUGAGGAUGAGAGGAAAAAGGGGAGAAGGAGAAAAAAAGAGAAGGCUGUGACUACUAUCAUACCUGAAUCAGGCCUGGUGCUGGAAAUAGUGUUAACACCACUGAAGGAGCCGAGCGACGAGCAGGAGAGGAAGAAAGCAAAAAAGGACAGCGCUAGAUCUGUUUUGCACAUUUUCAUCAGUGGUGGCAAUAAUUCUGGACCUGACUGUGCAUCUUCAUCUCUUGCCCAGAAGAAGAAAAUUAAGAAGAAAGACAACAAGAAGCAGAAGAAGAAGAAGAAGGACAAGAAAAAGAAAAAGAAGAAAAAGAAAAAGAAAAAGUAUUCCAGCUCAUCUUCCUCAUCGGAUUGCUCCUCCUCGGAAAGUGAGGACGAGAAAAAGAAAAAGAAGACGAAAAAGAAGGACAAGAAGAGGAAGAAGAAGAACAAAAAGAAGCAGAAGAAGAAAGAUAAGAGAAAGUACUACAGCUCACCUUCAUCUUCAUCAUCAUCUUCAUCUGAGAGUGACCAGGAAACAUCACACAGGAGCUCUAAAAAAAAAACGCAGACAGAGAGGGAAGAAGGACAAGGUGAAGGAGAAGAAUGUGUUCCUGGGUUUUCAGGAUUCUCUGGAGAGGCCGAAGUUGAGCAAGAUCUUAGGAGGUGCGACGAGGCAGAAAGAAGGAAGGAAGGACAGAAGAACAGUGUGAAGAAGAAGAAAAAGGUUUCUUCAUCAUCAUCCUUAUCUUCGGACAGUUUGUCCUCAGACAGCGAGGAUGACAAGAAAAAGAAAAAGAAGAAGAAAAAAAAGAAGAAGAUGAAGAAGAGGAAGAAAAAGAGAAAGGAUUCCAGCUCAUCAUCAUCAGACUGCUCUUCCUCAGAGAGUGAGGAUGAGAAGAAGAAGAAAAAGAAGAUGAAAAAGAAGGAGAAGAAGAAAAGGAAGAAGAAAAUAAUGAAGAUACUGAAGGAAAUGGACUUCAGCUCCUCAUCUUCAUCUGAUAGCGAAGAGGAGGAGGAGGAGCCAAAGAGAAGAAAGAGGGAGAAAAAGAAGAAGAACAAGACAAAGAAGAAGAAGAAAGGUCUGGACAGGAAGAAAAAGGAGUCUAGCCAUCCUCCACCUCACAGGGAUGAUGACAAUAGGAGAGAAGAGGAAGAAGAACAGGAAACAGCUGGAAAUCUGCAGCAGGAUAGAGAGAGGGAGGAAGCAGAGAGAGAAGGAGGGAGAUACGAGCCUUUCCCAGAUGACCCAGGGAGAGAAGGCCUGAUGGAGGGGGCGGGGUGGUCUGGUCCUAGGGGCGACGGCGGGUUCACCUGGAGAGGCGGAGCCUAUGCCUCAACCAAUCCAGACGCUGAGUCAACUUCUGGAACCAGAGAGGAGUCUCCGUAUCAAAUAGUGAAUGAGUAGGAAUUAUGAUCUGCUCAUUUUUACACAAAUGGUGUUUCUUCUUAAUUACUGAUAAUUACUGAUUAUAGCAAUUAUGUGAUUUAAAAUUAUUUUAAUGAGUAAACAAUAUCAAAAAGAAAUGAAGCAAAACUGCAACUUGAUUAUAUACAGUAUAUUUUGUUACAUAAUGGAUAUAUUUCUUUAUUGCUUUUCAGUGUAAUAACAGAUGACUCGAAAAAACAACCUUUAUGAAAAAAAAAGUAAUGAAUUUAUACAAAUCACAGAUAUAACACAGAUAUAACUGCAGCCAAACUGGCAACACACCUUUCUUAUUUAGCUGCAAUAUCACCUAUUAUAUUUACACCUAUUAUAUUUCCUGGCGAGCUGCCAGUCAUUGUGAGAGUGUAUCAGUGUGAAUGCACACUGUGAUGAAUCGCAUGGGUGCCUUCUUUUAGCGUUCAGUCAGUUUGAUAUGAUAUGCAAGAGCUUCUGAAUAAAAACAAAUCCUGCUGAAAUAAAA
Molecule: messenger RNA, 2252 nt
Organism: Astyanax mexicanus (Mexican tetra)
Lineage: Eukaryota; Metazoa; Chordata; Actinopteri; Characiformes; Acestrorhamphidae
Product: transcriptional regulator ATRX homolog
Exons: 16
Coding region: 41-1753 (570 amino acids)
Source: RefSeq, a predicted model, not a curated record